Messenger RNA from Pelodiscus sinensis (Chinese soft-shelled turtle), 1214 nucleotides. It is a transcript of the gene CHCT1, whose product is annotated as CHD1 helical C-terminal domain containing 1. Lineage: Eukaryota; Metazoa; Chordata; Testudines; Trionychidae. The record is from RefSeq and is a predicted model, not a curated record.
UGGAUUCAAAUGCCUCCAUGCUGGGCUGCUGGCCACACAGUGACUUUUCCUUCCCCCCUUGCCAGAAUGGAGGUCCCUGAGAGUGGACGAAAUGGGCUUUGCCAAGUGGAGAAAGUGGACCCAGAAGAAGGGCAGACUAGAGAGAAGAUGAGCAUGGGAGAAUGGAAGUGCCAAGCCUGGUAUGGCACAGCCAGUCAGAUCGAGAACGAGCAUUUGCUCAGCCAAGUGGGGGAGGCAGCCCCUUUGAAAAAGACUUCAAGUACCAUACCCGCCGGACAGGUGCUCAUCCGUUACACUGACGGCCUCGAUCAAGACACCUUUAAAAUUUGCAAGGAGUUUCUGAGACCCUUUAAGAAAUCUCUUCGGAAACUGGAUUUGCCCAAAGAACUUCCCAAGGACAAAAAACUGAAGUACACCAAGAAGAACUUGACCAUUCUUGGGGAUCACAUCAAUAUGUUUCUUCAGCUUUACUGCAAAUCCUGGGAGCUCAAACACUGGAAGAAGGUGCUGUGGAAAUUUGUUUCUCUUUUCUCAGAGCUUGAUGCAAGAUCCCUGUGCAAACUGUACAAAUACAGUAAGAGCAACCAAAUGGCCAAGUUUCUGAAAUUGUACUGUAGCUCAGAAAACCCAGAUUCAGUGCCAGUGCCUGAAAACUCCAAGUUAACUGAGCUGUAUGAUGCAUGGGGCCUCCAUGGAGACAUAAAUAAUAUGCAAGAGAAGCUGAGUCAGAUCCAGUCACCGCCGUCAGAAACCAGCCUAGACAGUGACUCAGAGGCAACAAGUGUGACAAAGCGGAGGUACAGCUGCUAAAGGAUGCUAGGCUCAGUAAGACUUGUUCAAGCACCAACCAAAAGAGAGCACCUACAACACAGCACCAUCAGCAAUCCUCACGGACGAAAAGCAUAGCAUGAAAAAAAAAAAAAAACACAACACAGUCCCCCCGAAAGCCAAGGCAUUUCUCCCACACCCAGAAGCUCUUAAGAAUUUAAAAAUUCCAUAAAAGUUUAGUAUUUGCAGAAACACUGAAACCAGCAAACACCAAAGCAAAAUCUUGGAAAGGAAGAUUAAAGAGUCCUUAUACCUUUUAAACUGUGGGGUCUCCUUUGUAAAUAUCUUGGUGUUUUCAAAAGAGUUGCACCUUCCCAAAUGAAAGAUGUCUUCAGCAUUCUUACUGGUAUAUAUUAAAGCUAUUGGUGUUUUCAUUCUUGCUAGCA